CAGCUCAUUCUGUUUCUCGCCAUCGAACCGUUCGGACGUAGCUGCGGAUCUCUGACGUCGUGGUCCGGUUUAACUCGCCUCGUUGAAAACGUUCGCCUAGUGAAUUAUUAUUGAGAUACAUUGGACUUAUAAGCGUAGCUAAAGAAAUUCGAAUCCGCAACCGUAUUGAGUGUGUGCGUGUGUUUUUGUGUUUGAAUAUUAUUGUAACGCAACCGUCGUGGAGUCGAGUGUCCAAGUGUCCAGUCUAGUCCUGUGCAACGAAGCAGAGAUCAAUGCGAGCAAUGCGACGCACAUAAAGUGAACAUAACAAUAAAAGCAAAUAAUAAUAAAAGCAGUAAAACGAAGCAACAACAACUAAAAACCAAAAACCAAAACAAAAACAAGUAGUAGUAGAAGCGAAGGCAACUCGUUGCAAGAUUGAGCAACUGCUGCCACUUAGAAUGGCCACCAACACAGAGCUGCUGCCCUUCCACCAUCAGACGACAAUAUCGCUGCAAACAGCCGCCGCCCUCACCAACUAUCAUGGAGGCGGUGGCGGUGGCAACUCCGGUGGCAGCGGCGGCGGUGGCGCCCCAGCUGGUGGCAUGCCAGCUGGCUCAGCGGCCGCCUGGAACAUGGACGAACUAUAUCAACAGACUGAGCUGCCCGGCCUGACACGCAACGCCCACCACCUGCUGCGCUUCACGCCCUACGCCCUCCAUCAUCGUCCCCAGCUGCAGACGCUGCCACCCGCACUCUACUUGCAACACGCUGCCGCCGCCGCCGCAGCCGCCGCGGCAGCAGCAGCAGCCGCUGCACAUGCACAGCAUCAUCACCAUCAUCAUCAUCAUCAUCAACACAGAGCCGCCUCGCCAGAGAGUCCGCCACCCAUCGAGGGCACCCACAUCAGUAAUCUGUUCCCGGAGCUGCUCGAACAGAUCUUCGAGCAUCUGCCGGUGCGGGAUUUGGGGCGUGCCGCACAGGUGUGCAGUGCGUGGCGCGAUGCCGCCUAUGCGAAGAGCGUGUGGAAGGGCGUCGAGGCAAAGUUGCAUCUGAAACGCUCCAGUCCCAGUCUCUUCAAUUGCCUCGUGCGUCGAGGCAUCAAGAAGGUGCAGAUCCUCUCGUUACGGCGCUCCCUCAAGGAUUUGGUGUUGGGAGUGCCGGCGUUGACAUCGCUUAAUCUCAGCGGUUGCUUCAAUGUGGCCGACAUGAAUCUCGGACAUGCGUUCAGCGUGGAUUUGCCCAAUCUGAAGACGCUCGAUUUGUCGCUCUGCAAACAGAUCACGGACACAAGUCUCGGCCGGAUUGCGCAGCACCUCAAGAACCUGGAAACCCUUGAGUUGGGCGGCUGUUGCAACAUCACCAACACAGGAUUGCUCCUCAUUGCGUGGGGACUGAAGAAGUUGCGGCACCUGAAUCUGCGUUCCUGCUGGCACAUCAGUGAUCAGGGUAUUGGUCACCUGGCUGGCUUUAGUCGCGAGACCGCCGAGGGUAAUCUGCAGCUGGAGUACUUGGGGUUGCAGGAUUGCCAGCGGCUGAGCGACGAGGCAUUGGGGCACAUAGCACAGGGUCUGACCUCACUAAAGUCCAUCAAUCUGAGCUUCUGCGUCUCGGUGACGGACAGCGGACUGAAGCAUCUGGCACGCAUGCCCAAGCUGGAACAGCUCAAUCUGCGCUCCUGCGACAACAUCUCCGACAUUGGCAUGGCCUAUCUCACCGAAGGCGGCAGUGGAAUCAAUUCCCUCGACGUCAGCUUCUGCGACAAGAUCAGUGAUCAGGCAUUAACACACAUUGCCCAGGGACUGUAUCGCCUACGUUCGCUGAGUUUGAAUCAGUGCCAGAUCACGGAUCAGGGCAUGCUGAAGAUCGCCAAGUCGCUGCAUGAAUUGGAGAACCUUAACAUCGGUCAAUGCAGCCGGAUUACGGACAAGGGGUUGCAAACAUUGGCAGAGGAUCUGACGAAUCUGAAGACUAUCGAUCUCUAUGGCUGCACACAGCUGAGCUCGAAGGGCAUCGACAUCAUCAUGAAGCUGCCCAAGCUGCAGAAGCUCAAUCUGGGACUGUGGCUGGUCAGAUGAUGCGUUCACCACGAUUGCAACGCUUGUGCUGCUGCCGAGGCGGAGAAGUUAAAGAAGAGGAAGCAGCCGCAGCAAGACUAGCCAGCGACUGUGUUGCAUGGGUGUGUGUGCGUGUGCGUAUGCGUAUGCGUGUGACUUUGGUGACUUUAGCGGCGCAUCUUCUUUGACUUUGUCUUCCUUCGUCGUCUACCUGCGUGUUGCAUGUCUCAGAUGUGAAGGCAAGGCACGUAAUUACACACACCAGCAAACUCACUCGCACACACACACACUCACACUCGCUGACUCGUGAACACAAAACUAAGGAAAAAAAAACAAGAUACACUGAAAACUCAUAGCUUUCGUUUGCCAUACCACACGCUGUACUCAAUUUUUUUGUUGUUUUUCGUACGAAUCGAGUAGAAACAGAAACAGAAACUGAAACGCCAGCGACAGAGACAGAGCCAGAGAGAGGGCAGUCAGGCAGAGAGCGAGAGAGUGGGAGAGGUAGAAAACAACAAACGCCAACAACAAAAAGCAAACAAUGAACAAAACACACACACAUAUACAUACAUACAGUGACUGCGACAGCGACGUUGGCAGUGAAGUCGACGCUCUCAUGGAGCUGAAGCUCGCGCUCUGCAAGUCUCGUCUGCGUUGCCGCAGGUUCCUAAGGGGCUGGCAGCGGCGCACUCUUGUUGUGUGUGUGUGCUGUGGGGGGAGGGGAAGGCGCGUCAGCUUACACGCACGCAGCGCAGCGCAGCGACGAAAAAAAUAAAAUGGAAACGAGAAAAACAAAAAACAUACACGGCUGCAGCUAUGGCCGACGGCGGCAACAAAGUGCAUGGCGAUGGAGACGCGCGAUAAGCGUCGAGAGAGCGGGGAGUAAAGCGUAAAGCACACACACGAUGCUAGCAAACAUACACACACACACACAAAAAUGCUGCGUGCAUAUGUGUGCGUGUGUGUAAUGCAGGCCGCAGUUAAACAGAUGCAAAUAAAUUUAAAUAGUUUAUUUUAAUUCACGCUUCGGCAACAACAGAAACAACAGCAGCAAGCAACAACAAAAGCCAGCGUCCUCCAUCGCAACAGCAACAACAUGAGAACGAACGCAGUCGCAGCAAUGGCGGCAACUGCGACGCCAGCAGCGACGUCGACAGCGCUUUAAGCUUGCCCGCAACGGCAACGACAACAACUACAACAACAGCAACAACGACAAAGUCUACUACAGAAAAAAAGUUUGCUCUUUGUUGGCGCUCUCUGUCUCUGCCUUUUGUUAGAAAUACUUUAUUUUUUUUUAUACGUAUUUGGCCCAACGAGAUUCUUUGUGCUGAACUUUAUUUUGUGUUUUUGUUUUUCGUUUGUUUCGCAUUUGUUUAGUGCAGCGUCGUUAGUUAUGCCGUUUAAUUUAGUUGAUGAUUAAAAUAAAAUACAAAAAACGAAACAAAACAAAACAUGUUAAUAGUAGACACUUAACGAAAAUUAAUAAAUCUACAUUUAAGCUUUAGUUUUUAACUUGGUCAAACAUCAAUUAGUCAAAUAACUCAAAACUGAAAAAAAACAACUUUGUUUAUUAGCAAAAAAACAAAAGGAAAACGUUAAUGAAAAUUCUGUACAUUUUUUAUUGUUUAAUUUAUAAGUAAGAACUUAACAAAACGAAAAAAAACCUAAAAAAGAAAACACAAAAAAAACUUAAACGAUUGAAAAGAAUAUGCGAAUUAAUUCUUUUUUCUAUUGUGAUAUAAAAUAUAUGUAUAAACAAGAAAAAAUUAAAUGAUAAAAACAAGAAUUACGUAAUUUUAUUUUUAACUAAGCAAAGACAAAAACAACAAAAAGAAAAAAGUACGAUAUAAAACAAUAUGUUAUACAAUGUAUAUGUAUAGUAACUAUAAUUAAGUCUAGUUUUCAGAUCUGUUCCAUUUAGCUAAAGACCCGAUAUCUGUCAGUUUUGUUAAUUCUUAUACUUAUUCUUAUUACUGAUUAUUUGGAUCGCAAUAUUUAUAUGCCUUAUUUGAUAUGACAGAAAAACUACAAAUAAAAUAAAAUAAAAUACAGCAAAUGUCA
Messenger RNA from Drosophila nasuta, 4097 nucleotides. RefSeq names its product F-box and leucine rich repeat protein partner of paired (gene Ppa). The transcript has a single exon. Gene Ontology annotation, molecular function: protein binding. Gene Ontology annotation, cellular component: SCF ubiquitin ligase complex. Lineage: Eukaryota; Metazoa; Arthropoda; Insecta; Diptera; Drosophilidae. Gene Ontology annotation, biological process: SCF-dependent proteasomal ubiquitin-dependent protein catabolic process. The coding region runs from base 441 to 2057 and encodes 538 amino acids. The record is from RefSeq and is a predicted model, not a curated record.